UUUUUUUGUAGAAUACAGAAUGCAGUCUAUAGCUGCCGCUCGCAGUACAGUUUCAUCUGUGAGAAUGCGCCUUCCUUGUUUUUAAGGUCAGUGGACUUUCUGUGCGCGUCGGCUACAGAACAACAACUGAAAACAACACUGGGAACAUUCCGGGACGAUUUAUUUAGAUUUAUAUAUUUUUAUUUAUAAACAAAAAAAAGAACAUUUAAUUUUCUAGAGCGGGCGGUAAAAAUAUUGAACGCAAUUAUUAUUAUUAUUAUUUUUAAUAAAUAAAUAGUGUGUUCCUCCAAACAGAGCAGUAUUGUCGGGUGUGCGAGUAUGCGUUUCCAGGUUGGAGCAUGCGCAGAGGCAGGCUGUGCCAUAUUGGAAUGAGGCAGCGGACACUGAGAGCAGAGCUCGGAGAGACGGCUUUUAAAAUCGACCUGGAAAAACUCGGAACAGGAGUUGGUGUGGAUGUUCUGAAACACUCUGGCAGUGCAAAGAGAGAGAGAGUCUGCCGAUGAGAACACAGCUGUGAGAGCCAGGGAGGGAGGAGAGAUCCGGCGCAGACAACCUCACACCCAGGGGAAUGAGUCAGAGCCGCCUGGACAUGAGCAGCAGAGAGCCCCAGGACACAGAUGCUGUGUCAGGCCUGGAGGACUCGGAGUUUAACUGGGAUGAGUAUCUGGAGGAGACUGGAACCACUGCCGCCCCCCACAGCUCUUUCAAGCAUGUGGAUCUCAGCCUGCAGAACGGGUUCAGCUCCGGGAUGAAGCUGGAGGUGGCGAACAAGAGCGACCCCGAGACGUACUGGGUGGCGUCCAUCAUCAUGACGUGCGGGCAGCUGCUCCUCCUGCGCUACGACGGCUACGGGGAAGACCGCCGCGCAGACUUCUGGUGUGACAUCAUGACUGCUGACCUGCACCCCAUCGGCUGGUGCGGACAGAACAACAAAGUGCUCAGACCCCCAGAGGGUAUCCGGGACAAGUAUUCGGACUGGGGUGCCUUUCUGGUGCAGACGCUGUCUGGGGCGAGCAGUGCUCCUGCAGCCCUGCUGGAGGGGCCUCACCGGGGCAGGAACCCCCUGGACCUCCUGGCUCCCGGGUCCCUGCUGGAGCUGCAGGACCGGGAGUGGCCCCUGCAGGCCUGGCUCGUGGUGGUGGAGGAGAACACGGGUGGCCGGCUGCGGUUCCGCUACGCCGGGGCUGAGAAGCGUGCCGAGCACCGGCGCUGGCUCUUCUACCUGGACCCCUUCCUUCAUCCCGUCGGCUGGGCCAGGCAGCAGGGCCUCUCUCUCACACCACCCGCAGCUGUGAAGGGGCUGAAGAGCGAUCUUGACUGGCAGGAGGUCCUGCAGGGCGUUCUUGGGGAGACAGUGGAGUCCGCGGUGCCUGAGCAGUUCUUCAAGGACAAGCCUGUGAUCGGCACUCAUUCAUUCUCAGCUGGGAUGAAGUUAGAGGCUGUGGACCCAGCAGCACCUUUCACUAUCAGCCCAGCGACUGUGACCAAGGUUUUCAGUGAGAAGUAUUUCCUGGUUCAGAUCGAUGACCUUCGCUCGGAGCAGGCGGGGGCCAGUGCGUUCGUGUGUCAUGUGACCAGCGGGGGGAUCUUUCCUGUGCAGUGGUGCCUGAAGAACGGGGUUCACCUCACCCCUCCCAAAGGUUACCCAGGACAAGACUUUGACUGGGCUGACUACCUGAAACAGUGCAGCUCAGAGGCAGCGCCACAACACUGCUUUUCAACGGACCUGCCUGAUUUCGGAUACACAGAGAACAUGAAACUGGAGGCAGUGAACCCCCUCAGCCCGGAAGAGAUUCACGCUGCCACGGUUACCAAGGUGAAAGGUCAGCACAUCUGGCUGCAUCUGGAAGGUUCGAAGAAGCCAGUCCCAGAGUGCAUUGUGCAUGUGGAAUCCAUGGACAUCUUCCCAGUGAGCUGGUGUGAAACCAAUGGAUACCCACUGAGCCAUCCCCGAAAACCCAAAGUCAAGAAGCAAAGGAAGGUCGCUGUGGUGCAGCCGGAAAAACAAGUGGCACCCAGAAACACCGCGCAUGACGGCUUGAGGAGCCAGGACUACAACUCCAGCGAGUCAGGGCUCGGAAACGGGAAAUACUGCUGUCCGAAAAUCUACUUCAAUCACCGGUGCUUCUCGGGUCCGUACCUCAACAAGGGCAGGAUUGCGGAGCUGCCUCAGUGCGUGGGGCCUGGCAGCUGUGCGCUGGUGCUCAAAGAGGUCCUCACCUUGCUGAUCAACGCUGCCUACAAGCCGAGUCGGGUCCUCAGGGAGCUGCAGCUGGAUGAAGAGGCUCGCUGGCAGGGGUACGGAGAGACCCUCAAGGCCAAGUACAAAGGGAAGAGUUACCGCGCCACGGUGGAGAUCGUCAGGACGGCCGACCAGGUGCCUGAUUUCUGCAGGAAGACCUGCAUCAAGCUGGAGUGCUGCCCCAACCUGUUCGGACCGAGGAUGGCGCUGGAGCGCUGCUCAGAGAACUGCUCGGGGCUGACCAAGACCAAGUACACUCACUAUUACGGGAAGAAGAGGAGCAAGCGCAUCGGCCGCCCCCCGGGGGGGCACACCAACCUGGAGGGGGGGGUCAAGAAGCCCAGCAAGAGGCGGAAACGACGCAAGCACUUCUUUGUGCACAAGAAGAAACGGUCCCCGGCCUCGCUGGACAACACGCCCGCAGGAUCCCCGCAGGGGAGCGGAGAGGAGGAGGAUCUGGACGAGGAGGAGUCUGGCAGCGAGGACUCGGGUUCGGAGCAGCAGGAUGAGCUCAUGGAGGACUCGGAGGUGUCCGAGAAGAAAUCCCAGCCGUCCUCCCCCUCGCAGGGAGACAAGAGGAAGAGGAAGAGCCGCACGUUCUCCUUCUCCGACGAUGAGAACAAGCCCCCCUCCCCCAAGGAGCUGAGGUCCGAGGUGGAGGACAGGCUGCAGCUGGAGAGCAGCCCCCUGGACUGGAGCGUGGCCGACGUGGUCCGGUUCAUCAAGACCACGGACUGCGCCCCUCUGGCACGGAUUUUCCUGGAUCAGGAAAUCGACGGGCAGGCUCUGCUGCUGCUCACCCUGCCCACUGUCCAGGAGUGCAUGGACCUGAAGCUGGGCCCCGCCAUCAAGCUGUGCCACCACAUCGAGAGGGUCAAACUCGCCUUCUACCAGCAGUACACCAACUGAGGGGCUGGAGGAACGGAGCCGCUCCAGGCAUGCAACUCUCCCUGACACGAGAGCGUGAUCGCUGACAGAAUCCCAGGGGCCUCACGCAGCGCAGCGCAGCACUGUCUGCAGUGACGCACGUCUAUCGCGAUGGACUUGCACAUCACAGCCUGGGUAUUUAAUGGGUUGUCAGUCAGCUCAGGUGACACCUGCAGCACGUGAAGGCAUUCUUACCAGCGUUCUGCAGGAAACAAAGUGCUUCAUCCGGCUGCAAAAACACAUGUGAAACGUGAUCAUUAAUACUCCAGCAAAUCACAGCCUGUGAAUUAACGCUUCUCCGCAGGUCAGGAGUGUCCUCCAAUCACAGCCUGUGAAUUAAUGCUUCUCCGCAGGUCAGGAGUGUCCUCCAAUCACAGGGGCUCUCGGCAAACGCAGUGUUUACCCCAUCUUCUUCCCUGAGCGGCUCCGUAAUCUCUGCACCCCAGACUCGGCAUCACAAAGCACAAAACUAAAAAAAAAUAAUAAUAACAAGGACUUGAAGUGAGGAUCGUUGAAAAUGUAAUCUCGCUGAAGUGGAAGCGACCUGGUGGUGGAUAUACAGGGACGUGUACAUUACUUUGAUGUAUAUGCUUUAUAAAGCGUGAAAUUCAUUAUUAAAUGGGACUUCCUGUACUGACAAAGCACACAAUAAUAUUAUUAUUAUUAUUAUUAUUAUUAUUAUUAUUAUUAUUAUUAUUAUAAAUUGUAUUAUUAUUAUUAUUAUUUAUAAGAACCGCGUGGUCAUUUCGCUUUGCUUUACCACCCUGGAAUAUGGAACUGUCAGAACUGUGACAGAACCUGGAACUGUCAGAUAUGAAAUCUAGUGCUUAUUUCCCUGCUAGCAUUCUCUGUAGAAAGAGGGUGUGCUGUUGUGAGGGUGCUUCGUGAACGAUGUAUAGAAUAUCGCAUCGGGUGCUGUCUGAUAGAGCUGAGAUCCACUCCAUCGCUGAGUGAUCUCGAGUGGCUGAAGCUCAGCUCCAUGCUGCGCAGCGUCUCCUACGCUCUCCUUCAUAAUAUAUAACCGUGUAACUAACAUCGUUUCCAUCUGGCACAGAGAAAUGUCAGAUGGCGGUAUGUGUCGCAUCAGUAUCAGGGUGUGCUCUAUACUCUCUAGAUGUAUUUAUCACUGUUUGUACGCAUCAGUUCAUGCUAAACUCAAUGUGUUCCCGUUGUACACAUCACUAGAUACUCACCCUUCAUUCACUUCAGAAUCCGUUUAGUUUUUGUCGUUCCUGUUUUCUGCAGAGAGUUCUGAGUGCACCGACGCUGUUUGUACCUUCAUUGUUUUACACCUUGGGCCUGGUUUUCCAAAGCUGGUGUAAGUUAAGAUCCCCUGUUUAUAAACCCUUUUUUUAAGAGGGUUUAUAAACAUGUUCUUCGGUUAAACGGUAAUUUGGGAAAAGGAAAUAAACCGCUAAAGCCUUUCUAAUUAUAGUUGGUUCUUCCAACUUGAUUUGAAUUAAUCAAAAUGGGCUAACAUUUUUACACUUCAAAUUCGCGCAAAAAUCCUCACGCAGUCAUCUUAUGAAUUUUCAACUCUUGUCAGAAUUUGCAGCGCUUGUUAAAAUGAGUCUUUCAGUAGCGCUGAGUGAGGAGGGUAUGGAAGCGAGAACACUUUAAACAGGUCUAUAGCAUGCAGGUACUGUAAUGACUUUGAAGUGACCUGGCUGUGUUUCUUUAGGGUACAUACCCAGCUCCAGAUGUCUCCCUGUCCUCACUUCUAAAUUAGAUGCUCCAUGUAAAAGUUACCCAGCUUUUAAACCCAGGUCCAUUGUGUUCUAUGUUGUGACAUGGUAUGGCGUGCAUACGAUACAAAACCUGAGUACUCUCCAAUCGGAGUCCUAGCAUCAGCGUGGACAUGUUGGCUGGUAUAUGACAUGAUAUCUCAGGGUGGAGAAUUGCGAUACAUUUUCUUUUCUUACACAUUUCUCAAAUCUAAAUCUUCUAUAAAUGUCACGGCUUUUCUCAAAUCGAUUGCACGAAGCUUACCUGUGCGAUCAAAUGCAAUGAAGUAUAAUCGUAGGCAGUCUUUGUGCUGUGGCCAUGUUCCAGGUCGCUGUGCACCUGUUUUGCCAAUUCAUUUUGUAUGUAGUGUUCUACUAGCGAUCCCCUUGUAAUGCGAAGGUGUGGUGUUUUUGAAAUUGCUUAGAAAGAGCUGCAGAACAAGCCUCAAUGCUGGAUUUAUAUUCCGAGUUCAGUCAAACUGAACAUGUGGGUAAUAAGUCCUCAACUAAAUACAAAAAAAAAAAAUAUGUAACGCUGCUUAGAAAAUAGAAAGCAAAACUUUUUUUUUUUUAAAUUACGGUUUAAAAAAUAAAUAAAUAAAUAAAUAAAUAAAUAAAUCGAAAAAAGUUUCCAAAGAUUCAGCUCUGUGGCGUGUCUCCUAUUCACUGCACUUCAGUCGGAAAGUCAAGGUUCUGAGCCAAUGAGAAAAGCCUGGUCCACUGCCGGACCAAUCAGUAGGAGAUAUGAAAAGUGGCCGAGCCAAUGAGGGGCUGCCCUUUGCUUCCCAGAUAGUCCGAGGAGGGCUUUCACUUAAUCAAGAACGAAGAUGAGGGAAUCCUGAACGAACUGAAAGGAACCACAUUAAGAGGUCUGGGAUAUGCUGGGAUCUCAGUGCUGUCUUAAAACUAAACAGGGUAGCAAAUCAAAUGAAAUGAAAAGACUUCUACAUUAUGCAAGGUUCAUAUUAAGCAGCAUUUGUUUUUGUUAAAGUUAGCUACCUUUAGCUGUGCAGUGGUGGAUUUUGUAGUGGUAAUUUAUCGUUGUAAAUAAUAACUAGACAGACAGAAAACACAGCUCAGGUCAAUCAAUAUAAUGAAGUGCUGGGUUUGAAUAUUCUUUCAGUUGUGAAUCAGCUGGAAAACAAAAGGGUUAUUUAACCCAUAUUACAGUAAAUGGUCUCCCUGGGAUACCAUCAAGUUAACUAUUACAGGACGGAGACAGACACUCUUCUGUACACUAGAAUGUGUGAGUAAUUCUGCAUUGGUUUCCUUUUGCAUGAUAUUUUUCUGAUCCAGUCAUUUUUACAGACAUGAACGAAUGCAAACUUGCAGCACUAUUCGACAACAGGGUGAUGUUUACCAGUUAUUUUGCAGUCAACCGUGCUUGCUCUGUGCAUUUCUCAUUGUUUCCAGGGGUCUGGCUGUGCUUGCGCUGUGCAUUUCUCAUUGUUUCCAGGGGUUUGGCUGUGCUUGCUCUGUGCAUUUCUCAUUGUUUCCAGGGGUUUGGCUGUGCUUGCGCUGUGCAUUUCUCAUUGUUUACAGGAGUUUGGCUGUGCUUGCUCUGUGCAUUUCUCAUUGUUUCCAGGGGUUUGGCUGUGCUUGCUCUGUGCAUUUCUCAUUGUUUCCAGGGGUUUGGCUGUGCUUGCUCUGUGCAUUUCUCAUUGUUUACAGGGGUCUGCCUGUGCUUGCUCUGUGCAUUUCUCAUUGUUUCCAGGGGUUUGGCUGUGCUUGCUCUGUGCAUUUCUCAUUGUUUACAGGGGUUUGGCUGUGCUUGCGCUGUGCAUUUCUCAUUGUUUACAGGGGUUUGGCUGUGCUUGCUCUGUGCAUUUCUCAUUGUUUCCAGGGGUUUGGCUGUGCUUGCGCUGUGCAUUUCUCAUUGUUUACAGGGGUUUGGCUGUGCUUGCGCUGUGCAUUUCUCAUUGUUUCCAGGGGUUUGGCUGUGCUUGCUCUGUGCAUUUCUCAUUGUUUCCAGGGGUUUGGCUGUGCUUGCGCUGUGCAUUUCUCAUUGUUUACAGGGGUUUGGCUGUGCUUGCGCUGUGCAUUUCUCAUUGUUUACAGGGGUUUGGCUGUGCUUGCUCUGUGCAUUUCUCAUUGUUUCCAGGGGUUUGGCUGUGCUUGCGCUGUGCAUUUCUCAUUGUUUCCAGGGGUUUGGCUGUGCUUGCGCUGUGCAUUUCUCAUUGUUUCCAGGGGUUUGGCUGUGCUUGCGCUGUGCAUUUCUCAUUGUUUCCAGGGGUUUGGCUGUGCUUGCGCUGUGCAUUUCUCAUUGUUUCCAGGGGUUUGGCUGUGCUUGCUCUGUGCAUUUCUCAUUGUUUCCAGGGGUUUGGCUGUGCUUGCGCUGUGCAUUUCUCAUUGUUUCCAGGGGUUUGGCUGUGCUUGCGCUGUGCAUUUCUCAUUGUUUCCAGGGGUUUGGCUGUGCUUGCGCUGUGCAUUUCUCAUUGUUUCCAGGGGUUUGGCUGUGCUUGCGCUGUGCAUUUCUCAUUGUUUCCAGGGGUUUGGCUGUGCUUGCGCUGUGCAUUUCUCAUUGUUUACAGGGGUUUGGCUGUGCUUGUUGUACUGUGCUUAACCGCACGGUGUUGUGAUUUUUACCAUGGUAUACUAGAAACACAUUUCAACUUUAAUCUAUUGGGAAACUCUGUAACCAAUCAGAAAAGCCGUCCUAACAAGACCUCCGUCACUUUAUAAAGGACUGCAGCAUGUGUUUGUGCACAGACUGUAUGUGUACAGCAGUUACUUGUAUAUGGAAAUGGAUUCGGAGAGCUUGAAUGUGAAAUAACUGGCAUACAAUGUACACUUACUGCUAUGCAAACACUUACAUCUGUCUUGCAUACUUUUGACAAGAGUUAUAUAUAUAUAUAUAUAUAUAUAUAUAUAUGGGAUCAGCAUUGCUCAUCUGUAUUGAUAUUGGGCUCUCAGUGUGUUUUAUAUAUUGCAAAUCCCUAUUGCUACUCUAAGUAAUGCAUCGGUGAACAAUGGGCCCACUUUCAUGUAAAUAAAAUUGUACAUACAUUUGUGGAAUAUGAGUAACUAUUUUAAAGAAAUGUGAAUAAAAAGCUGUGUGUUUGA
Messenger RNA from Acipenser ruthenus (sterlet), 7956 nucleotides. RefSeq names its product scm-like with four MBT domains protein 1. Gene Ontology annotation, cellular component: nucleus. Gene Ontology annotation, molecular function: histone binding; transcription corepressor activity. Gene Ontology annotation, biological process: regulation of DNA-templated transcription. The record is from RefSeq and is a predicted model, not a curated record. Bases 569 to 3151 code for a protein of 860 amino acids. The transcript has 21 exons. Lineage: Eukaryota; Metazoa; Chordata; Actinopteri; Acipenseriformes; Acipenseridae.